CGCCCACAGCCAAUAAGAGCGCAGCCGGGCCGGAAGUUUUCCGGCCGGACGGCGUUUCCACGGACGCCUAACAGGCCGUCCCGUGGUGGAGCCGGUGGUGCUGACGGGACCUUCGGAGUCUGACUUGCCUUGACCCUAAACAUAUCUCCCGGGUCAGUGUGAGGCUCUGUGCUGGAAGAUGGCAGACAUGCGCAACGGUGAGGCAGGUGCCUCUGCCCUGGAGCUGUUCAACAGCAUCACAACGCAAGGGGAACUCGUGAGGUCUCUCAAAGCCCAAAAAGCAUCUAAGGAGGAAGUUGAUUCUGCAGUCAAGAUGCUCCUCUCAUUAAAAAUGAGCUACAAGGCAGCCCUAGGAGAGGAUUACAAGGCAAACUGCCCCCCGGGGAGCACGGCCCCUGACGGGAGCAGUGAGACCAAUGGCACAGGCAGCAACGAGGACUUCGUGGACCCGUGGACAGUGCGGACGAGCAGUGCGAAGGGCGUUGACUAUGACAAGCUCAUCGUCCAGUUCGGAAGCAGCAAAAUUGACAAAGAGCUGAUAAACCGCAUUGAGAGAGCCGCGGGCCAGAGACCGCACCGCUUCCUGCGCCGAGGGAUCUUCUUCUCCCACAGAGAUAUGAACCAGGUUCUUGACGCCUAUGAGAACAAGAAGCCCUUCUACCUGUACACAGGCAGGGGUCCCUCUUCAGAAGCCAUGCAUGUUGGUCACCUCAUCCCCUUUAUUUUCACCAAGUGGCUGCAGGAUGUGUUUGACGUGCCGUUGGUGGUGCAGAUGUCGGAUGAUGAGAAGUACCUGUGGAAGGACUUGACCGUGGAGCAGGUCUAUGGCUACACCCUGGAGAACGUCAAGGACAUCAUCGCCUGUGGCUUCGAUGUCAACAAGACGUUCAUCUUCUCUGACCUUGACUACAUGGGGAUGAGUCCGGGCUUCUACAAGAACGUCGUGAAGAUUCAGAAGCAUGUCACCUUCAACCAAGUGAAAGGCAUCUUCGGCUUCAGUGACAGUGACUGCAUCGGCAAGAUCAGUUUUCCUGCCAUCCAGGCCGCUCCCUCCUUCAGCAGCUCGUUCCCUCAAAUCUUCCACAACAGGACUGACGUGCAGUGCCUCAUCCCGUGUGCCAUUGACCAGGAUCCCUACUUCAGGAUGACCAGAGACGUGGCCCCCAGGAUCGGCUGCCCAAAGCCUGCCCUGCUGCACUCGACUUUCUUCCCCGCCUUGCAGGGCGCACAGACCAAGAUGAGCGCCAGUGACCCCAACUCCUCCAUUUUCCUCACAGACACAGCCAAGCAGAUCAAGACCAAGGUCAACAAGCAUGCCUUCUCUGGGGGCCGGGACACCAUCGAGGAGCACAGGCAGUUUGGGGGCAACUGUGACGUGGACGUCUCUUUCAUGUACUUGACCUUCUUCCUGGAGGAUGAUGACAAGCUGGAGCAGAUCCGGAAGGAUUACAGCAGCGGUGCCAUGCUGACGGGCGAGCUGAAGAAGGCGCUCAUCGAGGUCCUGCAGCCGCUGAUCGCCGAGCACCAGGCCCGGCGCAAGGAGGUCACCGACGAGAUGGUGAAGGAGUUCAUGACGCCACGGAAGCUGUCCUUCCGCCUCCAGUAACACUUACCUUAUGUGUGCAUAGCAAGUCAUGUGACUUGUCCGUAAUCCCAGCCCAUGGAAUCAACACUGCCCGUGGCUGUCCUCUAAUUCCUGGGCCUGCUGUCUGAAGCCCCGUGUGCAUCAGUCCUGUUCCUUGCUCAUCUGUCUCUUGGCCAGAAUGCUGCAGAUGGUUGGGUCACGUGGCAAGGUACUCCUUUGAGUCUCCCACAAAGCGAGCAGGACGUGGUGCCUCUGCCCGUGAGGCCGCUGGUCCCACAGAGGACCAUGUGUUGGCACACAGCUCCAGACGGGCUCCUAAACCCUACCCAUUCUGGCUGCUGGCCUGGACCACACAGUGCCCCUGACAGAUUGACAGGGGCAGCUUAACAGGCACAAGGUAUAUUUCAGCCCAUGCCAAAGAAAAAGUGGGUGGCCAGAAGCUUUGCUGGACACGUAACUAAGAG
Ochotona princeps (American pika) is the source of this 2049-nucleotide messenger RNA. It is a transcript of the gene WARS1, whose product is annotated as tryptophanyl-tRNA synthetase 1. The record is from RefSeq and is a predicted model, not a curated record. Gene Ontology annotation, biological process: tryptophanyl-tRNA aminoacylation. Gene Ontology annotation, molecular function: ATP binding; tryptophan-tRNA ligase activity. The coding region runs from base 179 to 1606 and encodes 475 amino acids. Gene Ontology annotation, cellular component: cytoplasm. NCBI's taxonomy places the organism in Eukaryota, Metazoa, Chordata, Mammalia, Lagomorpha, Ochotonidae. The transcript has 11 exons.